AGGAGGAGAAGCAGGUCGACUUUUUUACGCUGCUCAGAGAGAGAGAGGCUGCAGUCCAAUCCUCCGUCCGGGACAGUAGGCAUCGAGCAUCCAUGUGUCAAACGGACUUUGGGAGCCACAUUGAGACGACUCUCCAGCAGGAAAAAGCUCCACUUGCUGACUUCUGGACGGGGAGUUUUAAAACACUCCUGUUCUAAAGCUGCAUGUGCGUCUUUAUCUUUGCUCGGUCACUUUGGUUUGGAUUCUUCUGACAGCCGGACUGGAGUGAAAUCCAUCUUCAGACCUCAAAACCUCUCCGCUGCCGCCUUGGGACUUCCACAUCUGCAGGAUCUGCAGACUGAUUAUCUUCCUAAAUGUCCAUGAUUCCUUCUCGAACUCCUGUUUUCUGCGCUGGGCAUACGCAGCCCCGCUGUCUCCUGGCUGCCGGCGCGUCUUUGUCAUUUUAAUGUCGCCGUAAUCACCGCGCGUCUGGCUGAUCGUCGCUUUGGCAUUUCAGCGCAAACCAACAAAUUAAGGAGGCUUCCUCUCCCAGCUGCCAUAAAGACGAGAAGUUUACGAGAUAAACGCUGAUUGUGGAGCUGCUUCGCUCGACUCUUUGGAUUGUUGUUAUUUAUUUAUUCCUCCGUUUUCACUAAACUCUUUGAUUUUUUUUUUCUGGAGCGAACCCGAGGAUGUUGCUCCGCUGCUCGAACCCUCCCUCGUCGUCCACCUGUAGGUUUUUCCUCUGCUUUUUGUUGCUGCUCCAAACGCCCCGGUCUUCCUCUCCGCUAAUUACAGGCACUGAAGCCAGCUGUGAGAAUGAAGGAGAGGUCCUCCACAUCCCCAACAUCACCGACAACCCCUGCAUCACCUGCGUCUGUCUGGAUGGAAAAGCAGACUGUAAACAGGAGAAAUGUCCACUGGUCUCUGAAGACUGUGCUCUGGUGGUGAAACAGACCGGGGCCUGCUGCGAGAGGUGUAAAGGUUGCAUGCUAGAUGGACGAUCCUACAACAGCUCAGUGUCCUGGACCAGCUCCACCAAACCCUGCAUAACUAGACGCUGUCAGGAAGGUGUCAUCACUGAGGCGGAGGUGCAGUGUGUCGUCCACUGCAAGAAUCCCAAAAUCCACCCAAAGAAGUGCUGCCCCACCUGCCCCAGCUGUAUCUUCGAGGGUCGUCUGUAUAAAGAGAAGGAGGAGUUCAGUCCAGAAGGCAAACCCUGCAUAAAGUGUACCUGCACUGGAGGACGGACUCUCUGCAUGAGGGAGGUGUGUCCUGUCCUUUCCUGCCCCAACCACCUCAGCCACACCCCUCCUGGACAGUGCUGUCCCAGAUGUCUCGGUCAGAGGAAGGUGUUUGAUCUGUCUUUAGGAAGCUGUCUGUUCCACAGUGAGGUCUAUGAGAAUGGUACCUGCUUCAUACAUGACAACUGCACCACCUGCACCUGCAAGGAUUCCACAGUGGUGUGCAAGAAACGGUGCUCACGGCCGGGAAGUUGCCAGGGCAACCAGUGCUGUGAUGAGUGUCUGUCCUAUGUGAAAGUGGAGGAAGUGAAAUACUGCAGAGUCCGGAACAAGAUCUACAGGGAAGGAGACAUGUGGUCAUCAGUGAACUGCACUCUCUGCGCCUGUGUUAAAGGCAACAUAGAGUGUCGGCCCAAACAGUGUGUACCAAUCACCAGCUGCCCCUCGAAUAAGAUCCUGAACAGAACCGGCUGCUGUCCAGUUUGCACUGAAAAGCCGGGUGUAUGUACAGUGUUUGGCGACCCUCACUACAACACCUUCGACGGCAGGACCUUCAACUUUCAGGGGACGUGUCAAUAUGUGCUGACUCGUGAUUGUGGCAGCAUUCCCUCUGGAGGGCCGGGAAACAACGUCAACGUCAACAGCCCAGACUCCAGCUUCACGGUGUUGGUGAAGAACGAUGCCCGGCGGACUCGCUCCUUCUCCUGGACUCAGUCUGUUGAGGUGAGAUUGGGCGGUUUGAUCCUCAGCCUGCACCAGCACCUGACGGUCCGGAGGAACGGGACCCGCAUCGCGCUGCCUUUCCACGGCCCUGGGGUCCACAUCGACCUGGACGGAUACCUGCUCAAACUCACCACCAUUGCAGGUUUGGAGAUCACAUGGGAUGGUGACAGUUUUGUGGAGGUUGUAGCUGCUCCCCAUCUUCGCGGACGCCUCUGCGGCCUCUGCGGCAACUACAAUGGUCACAAGCGCGACGACACUAUGGGAGGCGACGGCCAGUUCAAGUUCGACGUGGACGAGUUUGCCGAGUCGUGGCGAGUCGAAGGAAACGAGGUUUGCUCCCAGCAGCAUCCGCCUCGCAGGCCGACGUCCUUCCUGUGCCCCGGCAGCGUCAAAGUCAAGUUCCGGGCCCACAGGGAGUGCCAGAAGAUAAAGUCAUGGGAGUUUCAGAAGUGCCAUCGUGUGGUGGACUUCGGCCCUUUCUACAGGUCGUGUGUGACGGACAUGUGUGAGUGUCCGGUCCAUAAAAACUGCUACUGUGAGUCCUUCAUCGCCUACAGCCGAGCCUGUGAGAGGGAGGGAGUCCCCGUCCUUUGGAGGCCUGACACUGUUUGUAUGGCCACCCAGUGUAAACACGAUGCCGUAUACGACACCUGCGGGCCGGGCUGCACCAAAACCUGCGACAACUGGAACGAGAUCGGACCGUGCCUCAAGCCCUGCGUGGCCGGCUGCCACUGCCCCGCCAACCUGGUGCUGUUCCAGGGACGCUGCAUCAAACCCACAGCCUGUCCGGGACGGUGACCCUUGUGACCCGGGAGGGAGGGAGGGGGGCCAGGUUCAGGAGGGUCAUCUGUAGUACUCAAAUUAUGGGGCCAAACUAACCAUGAAGACUCUGGGUGGACGCUAAAGGGUCUCAAGUCGACAGAUCAGAUGCAACAAGGUACUCAGGGUCCGUAACUUUGCAAAGAAGCACGUUGCAGUGACUUAGAGAUACAAACUACGAUGAUGGACUGAAGGGAAUCUUAGUGGGUCCGAUGCUGAACGUCGCCGCCACGCUCAGCUUCUGACUUCCUUGUGCCUCUUGCGAUACCAUGUAGUGUUACUAUACCACCACCAGAGGGGCUCAUUUUUCGUCUUGUAGAGGAAGAACUGAACUCCCAAGGGAAAAGUCGCAGAUCCCAUUUGGAGAUUUUACAUCUCGCACCAUCCGACGAACAUUCGGGAAAUGAUUUGUGCCGGAGGACUCCUGUAAGAGCCAAUCAGGCACCUGAACUCCUCUUGCAAACACACUAAAACGGUAAACUGGGCAUGUGCAUUUGGAAGAGCGAGAUUCAAAGUGGAAAAAAAAAACUCUGAUGCAUCAUGUCACAGUGCCCUCGUGAUCUCUAUUCCAUCAUUUCAUACUGUAAGCUAGCCAGAUUUAUAUGAAAGACAGACAGCUUUUAUAUUAUUAUUGUUCUAAUUAAUUAUUAUUAUUUGUUGUUGAUGUUAAUUUAUAUAUCGGUCAAUUGACAUGUCGUAGCAAGAGCCAGAAUCAUGAAUAUAAUUGCGUUACAAAUGAUCUAAAGGGAAACAAAAGCUAUUUAUGUAUUUGUUGUGUACUUUUUGUGUGACUGUUUGAAGAGAAAUGCCCAAAUGUGACUCAGUUGUUGCACCAUCGCAGGGAAAAAGUACUGUAUUGUAUUAAUGCUCCGUGUACAGGUUGUUGUGGUUAGUAUCAAAUUGAAGGUGUUCAUGUAAGCAUAUGGUUUCACUUGAUGAUAAUUAUUUAAGACCAGCAAUAUAAUCUUUUCUCGAAGUUCA
Molecule: messenger RNA, 3746 nt
Organism: Amphiprion ocellaris (clown anemonefish)
Lineage: Eukaryota; Metazoa; Chordata; Actinopteri; Pomacentridae
Gene: bmper
Product: BMP binding endothelial regulator
Exons: 16
Coding region: 672-2744 (690 amino acids)
Molecular function (GO): protein binding
Source: RefSeq, a predicted model, not a curated record